Messenger RNA from Neurospora tetrasperma FGSC 2508, 756 nucleotides. RefSeq lists its product as uncharacterized. The transcript is spliced from 2 exons. The record is from RefSeq and is a predicted model, not a curated record. Bases 1 to 756 code for a protein of 251 amino acids. Lineage: Eukaryota; Fungi; Ascomycota; Sordariomycetes; Sordariales; Sordariaceae.
AUGGGUCACUCUCGUCCACGUAUCGAUUCUCCGAAAAAGUCAUCAUUUAUUACAGUCACCUCGCUGAGACCAACCGGCGUUCGCAAGCCCAGUCCUCGAGCAAAACCAGUCGCAGAUAAGACGGUUGCACGGUCUGCGACCUGUGCCUACGCAUGGCAAGCUGCAGUUGUACUGAAGGAUGAGGAAUCGGAGGGAUCAGAUUCCUCCAGCUCAUCAGAUUCCUCCAGUUCAUCGGAUUCCUCCAGUUCAUCAGAUUCCUCCAGUUCAUCAGAUUCCUCCAGUUCAUCAGGUUCUUCCGAUUCCUCCGAUUCAUCAGAGGAUUUGAGUCCCAUCCAGCAUAGAGCGAGCAGACCGAAGGCGUCCGUUCCCCAUCCUACUCUCAAACCAAGCGCCCUCCCCGCUCCCGCUGCCCCAGCCCACACAGAAUCCGAAAUCGAAAACCUCAUGACCAUUGGCCGCAAGCAAGUUGAAAAAAAAUUGAAGGAUCGCAUCAACGAAGAGAAGGACAAGAACCGCCUGCUUGAGAAGCAGAUCACUACGUUCGAAAACUACAAGAAGUACCUUGCAAAGUUGAAAGACCUAGAGGAGGAGCUGACUGAGCUGAAGGAGGAGAAUCGCUUGAAUGAGGACACGGUGGCGGACCUUGCGGAGGACUUCCGUAAGAGCACGAUGGAGUGGGCUAAGCUGUUUGAGAAGUACGCGGGGGACUUGGGAAUCUCGGUUUUUGACAUUCGUAGAUUGGCUGAUGCGUGGUGA